This is a messenger RNA of Sphaerulina musiva SO2202, 3161 nucleotides long. RefSeq lists its product as uncharacterized. The coding region runs from base 1 to 969 and encodes 322 amino acids. NCBI's taxonomy places the organism in Eukaryota, Fungi, Ascomycota, Dothideomycetes, Mycosphaerellales, Mycosphaerellaceae. The transcript is spliced from 2 exons. The record is from RefSeq and is a predicted model, not a curated record.
AUGACGCGGGAAAGCCCAUCUGGCACAACACCAAAGCGCUACGCUCUUCAGAAACACUGCCCCACGACUUCAUCUUCCCCUUCCUCAAGCUCUCCCGUCUCGCAGCUCGAAGUGCCCAUCGAGGAUAAGAAUCAAGACCAAAUCACAACCAUAUUCCCCAAAACCGCAGCCAUCGCCGCUAUACAAGCCAUAGCCGAAUCCCCCGAAGCCCGCCACAUUGCAACAUUUGAUCCACACGGCGAAUCGCCCGAGGCAGCUCGCCUCGCUCAAGAUGCAGUCACGUCUGCGCAUCGCAACUACUCGUGUCAACUCAUUAAGAAGCAGAAAUCGAAUAAUAAGAAACCGCUCGAAGCUCAUUACGAGCUCAAACAUCCUCAACUGGGGGUCUGUGCUAUUACAGUCACGACGACCACCGCCACCACCGCCAUCAGUCGUAGUGGUGGUAGUGGCGAAGUAACUAAAAUGAAAAUCUCCUUCCACCACCCCUCCGCUACGCCCGCAGCCAUCGCAUCCGAAACCCUAAAUUUGGCAUUCUUGGACUUUGCCCAUGGAGCCUGUGUCCUCGACUUACCUAGUCUGAUUGCACUCGAUUCGAGAUUUGUCGUGGAUACCGUUGUGAGCGCAUUGGUUGCUGUGGCUGUGAUUGAGAAUGAGAGAUUUGUGCGGGAGCAGAUCACGUUUGAAGGACCGCCGAAAGAAGUACAGGAACUGUGUGCUACAUCAUCAUUUCCUACAGAAAAAGAAAAAGAAGAAGUGGAAGAGCAGAAAAAGCAAAUUCAGAUUUCGCGACGAGAAGCAAAAAAAGAUGAAAAAUUAAAACAAGAAAAAGACGAAGACGAGCUUCCAGGUUUCACUCGCGCGGUAUUCGGUUUGAUGGGAAUGGGAAUUAAGGGGUCGUGGUGGGUUGCGAAAACGAGUGUGAAAGUUACUGUGAAAGGGGUGAAGAUGGUUGGGAAGGAGAUGAGAUGAUGAUCAUGAUGGAUUAGCAGGAGCUAAGGUACAUGUAGGUUCUAUCAUUACCUAUGAGCGCUGAUUAUUGCUUCAUUGCGGGGUGUACUUGUUCAUGUAGUGAGUGUUUUUAUAUGGUCGGUUGAUGUUUGAUUGAUCGGUUGAGUCCGCAGGUUCUUGAUAAUUUUUCUUAUUCUCGGCAGCCAGCGCCCCAAAGCAUCUUGCAAGUCAUAUCUAGUCGUCUUUCUAUCAGUGAAUUUAUAUCCAAUUUUUACAUUCUCUAUCCCAAAAAAAAGUUCCUCAACAGCUAUGAUAGAUAUCCGCAUCAAACUGGACAGGAAAUCUCUCUCUCCCUUCCGCGUCCUUCCUCACCCAAAUGCUGACGCUCGUCCCAGCACACUUGAACACGCCAUAGCCUUCACGAUCAAUCGUGACUUCUCCCUGCUCCCAACCCAACACAUCCGUCCACACCUGUCCCGCAUGCAUUUCUCCCACCGCCAUUUUGAUCUCGCCCGGACCUUUAUUACUCAUGACGCACGCCAAACCAGCCCAGUGCUCUUCAUUGCCGCGCCGGACAAACCCAAUGCAGUUCGCGUCGUCGAGAUAUUCAUCUUGUUGACCAUAUGCGUACAGCUUGCGUGCAAGAGCCAUGUCGGGGAUCUUGCCAUCUGCUGCGGGAGGUUGUGCUUGGGCGCCUUCGUUGCCUUCUUGCAGACCGUAGAGGUCGCCGUAGAAGAGGCAGGGGUAGCCGGCGUCUUGGAGGAGGAUGAGAGCGUACGCGAGAGGUUUGAACCAGCCUUCUACGGGUGUGUCCAUGGUUUGGCCGGGUUGUGUGUCGUGGUUCAUGACUACUGUUACGCUGGAGAUGGGAUCGGCUUUGGUGAGAGAGUUGUCGAAGAUGGUGCGGAGGUCGGAAUCUGGUGUCGUGCUGAUGCGGUUGAAGUUGUAGAGGAGGGGCGCGUCGAAGAGAGCGAAUUUGUGGUCCAUUUCAUCUAGCCAUUUGAGCAUAUUGUCGCGGUCCGAUGUCCAGAAUUCGCCGACCAUGAAGACUUCCUUUCCGUGCUUUUCGCGAACAGUGUCUACCCACUCGUUGGUGAAUCUCUGGCUGAAAUGUUGCACUGCAUCCAAACGGAACCCUUCCAGUCCCACUUCUUCGACGAUCCAUUUGCCCCACGCUUUCACGUCUUCUUGGACUUCCGGAUGCGAGUAGUCGAUGUCAGCGAACAUCAUGUAAUCGGCAUUACCUCCUUCGUCAUCAACGCUCUCGCUCCAAUUCUUUCCGUCUCCUUUCAAUUUGUAGAUGGCCUUUUUUUCUGUGGCAGCGUUCCAGUCAGUUCCCGAGAAAUGAUACCAGUGGUAGCGCUGUUUCGAGUACUUGUCCCCUCUCCCAGGGAAGUCAAACCCAAGCCAAGCAGAAAUCUCAUACGGCUCAGUCACUUCCUUCGUCCGGUCAUCAUCCGCAACUUCGACAGCAUGUGCCUUCUCUUUCUUAUCAGCACCGGCUUUGUGGUUCAAGACAGCGUCCCAGUAGAGUCCGAUGCCCAAUUCUUUCGCUUUGGCGCUCAACUCCAGCAGCUCGUCCUUGGUGCCCCAUUUCGUACGCUUUCCGCCUUUUUGAUCAAACUCUCCUAGAUCGUAGAGGUCAUAGACAUCGUAACCGUUGCCCUCGGGCGACGAGGCUUUGCAUCCCGGAGGAAGCCAGAGAUUGUCUACACCAGCAUUCUUGAGACUGGGCAGGGCUUUGAGUAAGCGUUGGUAAUGCUUUCCAUCCGCCGGAAUGUUCCACUCGAAGCCUUGGAGAAGGGUCGCGUUCUCGGGCAUCGCGAUGGUCGUGGGAUGGGGAAAAUGCUGCAGUUUUAACGGUAAUGUCGGUAGGAAUCGCAAGAAAGACAGACAACAAACCUUUCGACCUCCCUAUAAGAACAACCAGACAAAGAACGACAACUCACGUCAUUGUCAUUAUUGCCAUGGUGUAUACGAUAAGGGAGUGGGUGGGCGUUCGAUAGCAAGGCACCGGAACAGCCACAUGCUGAAUGUGCCAGCCUCGCGUCCUCAACGGCCCACCUUUCGCCUACCUCCUACUGGAGGCUCGGGUAGGGUCAAAGUAUCGUCGCAGUGGGAAAUCCGUGGGCGGUCUCGUAGCGGUGCGCUCCGCUGGCGAGACGGCGGUGCGCCUCUGACGUCGAUCUCCGCGGCGCGGUCACUGGGGGAAG